Molecule: messenger RNA, 1788 nt
Organism: Morchella sextelata
Lineage: Eukaryota; Fungi; Ascomycota; Pezizomycetes; Pezizales; Morchellaceae
Exons: 2
Coding region: 1-1788 (595 amino acids)
Biological process (GO): proteolysis
Molecular function (GO): serine-type exopeptidase activity; dipeptidyl-peptidase activity
Source: RefSeq, a predicted model, not a curated record
AUGGCCACUUCACCGCUCUACCAUCACAUCAUACACAGAAUGUUGUACCUCUUUCCUCUUCUCUUCCUGGCGCUCACAGUGCAAGCACAGGUACGACGGCAGUUCCGAAGACCGCAAAGCACCCAGACCAAUGCUGUGGACAACUCGACGGUGAGCAAUACCAAUAUCACCGCGUUCACUGCCACGUUGCCAGUGGAUCAUAACGGCACAACGACGGAGAUAUUCGAGAAUAGGUAUUGGGUUGAUGACAGUUACUGGGUUGAGGGCGGGCCGAUUAUGCUAUUCGACGUUGGUGAAGUUGAUGCGGACACCGUCCUCCCCUACCUCAACCUAUCACACCAAACCGCACAAGCACGCGCCAACUCCGGCCUCCUCAUACUCUGGGAGCACCGCUACUAUGGCCGCUCCCUCCCCGCACUCCCGGCUACUGUCCUCCCCGACGACCUCAACGCCUACUACAAGUUCCACACCAUCGAGCAGGCGCUGGAAGAUGUUGCCGUGUUUGCACGCACCUUCACAUGGGGGAGCGCCACCGUCUCGCCCGGGCUUGUCCCGUGGGUGUUUGUGGGCGGGAGCUACCCGGGUGCGAGGGCGGCGUGGGCGCGGAAGCGCAACCCGGAGAUCUGGUACGCGGCGCUCGCCAGCAGCGCGGUCGUGCACGAAGCGCCGGAGAACCAAUAUUACUAUCAAGCGAUACUGAACGGGCUGAGAGAGCACGGGUAUGGGGCGUGUGCGGACGACAUGGUGGCGAUGGCGGCGUGGGUCGAGAGGGCCGACGAUGCGGCGGUCAUCGAUUGGCUGGUGGCCCUGAGCAACACGAGCGAGGCGGCGACGGAGUUCUUUGACCCGUCGAGUAUCAGCGCCCCUCUGACCGACUAUGUGACCGGGGCGCUGGGCAUACCGCUCACGGAGUACCAGGACUAUGCGUUCCAGAACGGCACCGGCGGGCGGGGGGAUCUGGCGGACUUUUGCGGGCUGAUGGCGCAGCUGAGUGCCGACGCCGGCGCGGAGGGGGGCGUGUUCGACAGUGCGCUGUCGGAGGCGGAGGCAGUCGCGCCGUAUGUCUCGGCCGCCGGCCUAGUGCUGAAGCGCCGGCUUGAUCUUACGGCCGGCUCGACCGUCUCGAAGCGGGACCUUACUCAUAUAAAUAUUAAUAUGUUCAAGCGCCAGGUCACGAACUCGACCGGCGGCGGCGGCGGCGGCGGCGGCGGCGGGGAGACUGUCAGUACCUGCGCGGAGAAUGCGGAGGAGUGCAUGCAGUUCCUGGACAGCAACUCCAUCAGCUGGACCUACCAGGUGUGCACCGACUUUGCCAACACGGUCACCGUCCCCGAGACCGGCGGCGGGCUGUACCCGCACAGGUUCAUCGGCCUCGAGGCCCUCUACGAUCACCGGUGCAAGGGCAACUUCAACCUCACCGCCAUGCCCGGGAGCGACAACAACGAGCGGUACGGCGGCUGGGCCAUGCAGAGCAGCAACACGUUCUUCGUCGACGGGCAGUACGAUCCGUGGCGCCCCGCGACGGUCAACAGCCAGGCCCCCGAGGCCCAUGGCCGGAGGAGGACGGAGGAGGUGCCGGCGGCGGGAGAGGUGUUGAAGGGUGGCGUAUUUGCGAUGGUGAUUGAGGGGGGGGCGCAUUGCCCGGACCUUGGCGGGGGGUGGAAUCGAUCUGGGAAGCCGGCCUUUGAUCUGUGGAACAAGGCGUUGAGCGUGUGGCUGCCGGCGUUUCAAGUUCAUGAGGUGAGCAAUGUGACGGCGGGCACUGGGGCGGGGUGGAGUCGGAGCUAG